Messenger RNA from Symbiodinium natans, 885 nucleotides. The record is from the annotation of a GenBank genome assembly. Lineage: Eukaryota; Dinophyceae; Suessiales; Symbiodiniaceae.
AUGUCCUUUGAGCUCGCUUGGAGAAGGCGAUCCUGGAUGCCAGGUUCCGCUUAUUUCCGUUGCUCGCCUGUCUGGUCCACUCUGGCCCAGCAGACUUUGGUGAUACCACCAGCAGAACUGAGCGUCCGAAACAACUGGGCCGUGUUGGUCGAGACCUCCCGCUACUGGUACAAUUAUCGGCAUGCGGCGAAUACGCUGUCGUUCUACCACACCGUGAAGCGCCUGGGCAUCCCGGACUCCCAGAUCAUCCUCAUGAUGGCAGAGGAUGUGCCCUGCAACUCGCGCAACGCGCGGCCCGGCACCGUCUUCAAUGAAAAGCAGCAUAGGUUGAACCUCUACGGUGAGGAGGUGGAGGUCGACUACAGAGGCGACGAGGUGUCUGUGGAGAACUUUCUACGUCUCCUUACAGGGCGCCAUGCGCCAAGCACGCCCCGCAACAAGCGGCUGCUGACGGAUUCCUCAAGCAACAUCUUCAUCUUCAUCACUGGCCACUCCGGCGAGGAGUUCAUCAAGUUCCAGGACGACUUGGGCGGCCCUUUUUUGAAGUUCACGGCUCAGAGUAUUCAAGACUGGGAGGAGCUGACCUCCAAUGACAUUGCGGACGCAUUUAAGCAGAUGCAGCAGCAGCUGAUGCCUCAGACGCAGCAGCGGUACAAGCAGAUCUUCUGGGUCAGCGACACCUGCCAAGCGGCCACACUCCAGAACCAGUUCUACUCUCCGGGCAUCCUGGCCUACGGCAGCAGCGGCAAGAAGGAGAACAGCUACAGCCACCACAUCGACCAUGACCUGGGUGUAGCCAUCAUCGACCGCUUCACCUUCCACGCCCUCGACAAGCUGAACGGACUGGUGUCCUCUUCUCCCGAGACGGCCUCGCGGCUGCUUUAA